Messenger RNA from Emiliania huxleyi CCMP1516, 603 nucleotides. RefSeq lists its product as hypothetical. The annotation marks the transcript as partial. Gene Ontology annotation, molecular function: hydrolase activity, hydrolyzing N-glycosyl compounds. NCBI's taxonomy places the organism in Eukaryota, Haptophyta, Isochrysidales, Noelaerhabdaceae. The record is from RefSeq and is a predicted model, not a curated record. The transcript has 3 exons.
AUGCCGGAGCGCAUCAUCAUCGACACCGACAUGUCCAUCGACGUGGACGAUGUGGGAGCGCUCUGCCUAGCGCACGCUCUCCAGGACCGCAACAAGGCGGAGAUCUUGGCGGUUACGCACAAUACCGGCCUCGAGCAGGGCGUCGGCGCUGUGUCGGUGAUCAACCACUACUUUGGCCGUGAUGACAUUCCAAUCGGAGCUUACCGCGGUCCUGUGCCAGACGCGCUCACUGUCUUGCGACAAGCGCUCUUCAACGCGCCGGGCCAUCGCACAGUGACGAUUGUUGCCAUCGGCCACGCGCUCAACGUCCUCGCCCUCCUAAAAUCGCCAGGCGGCUUGGACUUGGUCAAGCGCAAACUCACCUCGGACGCUCUCAGCCGCUGGCCGGUGGAGGUGCCUACCGUGUUCGUGAGCUUCGACAUCGGCUUCUGGGUGCGGGUCGGCGGCGUGCUCAAGACCGGAGCUCCCGUAAACAGCCCUUGCCGACAGGCCUUUGUCGACUUUUGCGGCGUCGUCGAUGAUUGGGCGAUAAGGGUACGCCUGGGCAUUCCUCGGUGGCGGCAGGAGGUGGAGCAGGCCGAGCGGCUCGAGGAACAUGACCAC